This is a messenger RNA of Perognathus longimembris pacificus (Pacific pocket mouse), 1609 nucleotides long. It is a transcript of the gene Pbk, whose product is annotated as PDZ binding kinase. The coding region runs from base 137 to 1105 and encodes 322 amino acids. Gene Ontology annotation, molecular function: protein serine/threonine kinase activity; ATP binding. Lineage: Eukaryota; Metazoa; Chordata; Mammalia; Rodentia; Heteromyidae. Gene Ontology annotation, biological process: protein phosphorylation. The record is from RefSeq and is a predicted model, not a curated record. The transcript is spliced from 8 exons.
GCGAGUCUUCUGGUCCUGGACGCCCCGGGGCCGCUUUUGCACUCGUCCCGGGCCUCCUCACCUCCGUCCUUCUCUACGGAGCCCGCGGCUCUGUGUGACCGUCGGUGUCACUCUCAGUCUAAGAGCGACGGUGCCCAUGGAAGGAAGCGGUAACUUCAAGACACCAAGCAAGUUAUCUGAGAAAAGGAAACCUGUAUCAUGUUUAACUCCAAGUGUAAACAUCCCUGCCUCUCCAUUUAUGAAGAAGCUUGGCUUCGGGACUGGGGUGAAUGUUUACCUAAUGAAAAGAUCUCCAAGAGGCCUGUCUCAUUCUCCCUGGGCUGUAAAAAAGAUAAAUCCUAUUUGCAAUGAUCAUUAUCGAACUAUUUACCAGAAGAGACUAACCGAUGAAGCAAAGAUUUUAAAAAGUCUUCACCAUCCAAACAUCAUAGGCUACCGUGCUUUUACUGAAGCCAGUGAUGGUAGCCUCUGCCUUGCUAUGGAGUAUGGAGGAGAAAAGUCUCUAAAUGACUUGAUAGAAGAGCGCAAUAAAGAAAGCCAUGCUCCUUUUCCAGCGGCUAUCAUUUUAAAAGUUGCCUUGAACAUGGCGAGAGGAUUGAAGUAUCUGCACCAGGAAAAGAAACUGCUUCAUGGAGAUAUAAAGUCUUCUAACGUUGUAAUUAAAGGUGAUUUUGAAACAGUUAAAAUCUGUGAUGUAGGAGUCUCUCUACCACUGGAUGAAAAUAUGACUGUGACUGAUCCUGAUGCCUGUUAUAUUGGUACUGAACCAUGGAAACCAAAGGAAGCUUUGGAAGAAAAUGGCAUUAUUACCGACAAGGCAGACAUAUUUGCCUUUGGCCUAACGCUUUGGGAAAUGAUGACCUUAUCUAUCCCACAUAUUAAUCUCUCAGAUGAUGAUGAUGACGAAGACAAAACUUUUGAUGAGAGUGACUUUGAUGAUGAAGCAUACUACGCCGCGUUGGGAACCAGACCGCCUAUUAACAUUGAAGAGCUGGAUGAAUCCUACCAGAAAGUAAUUGAACUCUUCUCGGUGUGCACCAAUGAAGAAGCUGCAGACCGUCCUUCUGCUGCUCAGAUUGUGGAGGCUUUGGAGCUGGAUGAGUGACCAUGUUCACGCUCCUCUCGGCCUGAAGCAUGGCCUGUGUAUAUAACCGUUCUCUUCGCUCGCAUGUUUAGUUGCCAUGGUCCAUGGUCAUUGUACUCCAGACAUGGCCUAUCUUAGGGCCAUAUCCUUAGCAUACGCACUUAGCCUACUGGGUUUUCAGUGAAUUACUUAGGUAUUUUUCAUACAGACUUAACACUGAUUGAACUCCUAUAAACUGGGUCUAACAUUAAUAUGAAUUGAGCAACGGUUACAUUUAUUAAGCAUCUUUCUCAGAUUGUCUCCAUUUUACCGGAUGGGCCUAUAAAAUUAGCAGUUUAGCUGGUACAAAGUAAGUGUACAUAUUUCAGAACUUCAAACCCCUAGCUGGCUUUCCUUGGCUGGUGUGCUGGUUAAUGGUCCCCGGGACCCAAGAUUACUCCCAGUGGCACUGUGGGUAUUCCCAGACUCUCCUGAUAGCUGGUGGCGCUUCUGUGUUUAAUUUAUUAAAUUUGUUGUCUGUACUGA